AUGGAAAGCGAUAAAACCCGUGCUCUAAGAAUCGUUCGAAUGUGGAAUUUGUACACUCCGGCAUCCCUUGAGGCAUUCCUCAGCAACGCCGUAGAUGGCGACCAGGCUUCAAGAUAUUUGCUGCAAACAUACGCCGAUGACGGGAGUGAUGCAAUUACACGAUUUGCAAAAGAAUGUGCAUUCACCACAUCUUUCCACCGAGAUGUACUCAAAGACCAAACUCUAGAGAAUCAGAUUCGAAAUCGUUGGACUCUAAGCGAGGGCGCGGUAAUAGCCUUUUCCAGAGGGGUUAUCAGACUCGAACAGCUGGCAGGAACAGAGGUUCAGAUGUCUUUCUUCCUUAGUCGUAACCCCACUAACUCUGCGCAGUACGAUAUCCUCUACAGCAAUCAUGGCGGCAAAGCUCCCGUAAUUUAUAGCCUCACCGACGAUUCGAUUGAGAAUGUGAUCUACCUGAUCACUCAAGCUCUGGAAUUGAGAGUCUCAACCCGGAACUUCUUGGACUACACUCUCGAUACUAUAGGAAUCUAA
Molecule: messenger RNA, 531 nt
Organism: Hyaloscypha bicolor E
Lineage: Eukaryota; Fungi; Ascomycota; Leotiomycetes; Helotiales; Hyaloscyphaceae
Exons: 2
Coding region: 1-531 (176 amino acids)
Source: RefSeq, a predicted model, not a curated record